Molecule: messenger RNA, 615 nt
Organism: Acaulospora colombiana
Lineage: Eukaryota; Fungi; Glomeromycota; Glomeromycetes; Diversisporales; Acaulosporaceae
Source: the annotation of a GenBank genome assembly
AUGGCAUUGGUUAAUGGCGACAGGAAUACCGAAGUGAUCCUCUUCAAUGAAAGCUUACUCUUCGAAUUGCACUCACAUUCGAAAACAGAACUCGUCAUCCGUCUCUGGGGGUCUUCAACAACCGGUCCCGAAGGAAAGAUAUGCGAAGCUAGGUGCGAUUUUCGAGGCUGGGGCGGCAACGAUCACAAAGUUGAAGUCCAACUAUCCAAGGAUCAAAUUCUAAUUGGCAGACUAAGAAUGAACUUUUAUCUGCUGUCGAAGGAACAACCUCUAAACAAUAUAUGGGCUGAAACUGCUGCAGCCCUCUUAAUACAUGAUAUCAAAAUAUCAAAUAAUUGGAAGUCGUUGGAAUUUGGGACGACACCUAACUAUGAAAUCAUACAUUAUAAUGGAGAUUCGAAGUUUCCGGUUUGUCUGAAAGUGGUCUCGCCCUCCCGAUCCGUUGUGAAUAUAAGGUAUAAGUUCGGUGGUGGGUCUGCAGAGGCGAAUUUAAACAUUAAGGAGCAAAGUGGUGGGAUGUAUUGGACAGAGUUGAGGGAUCAAGGUUCAACAAAUGGUAAUGUUUGUUCUAUUUUAUCUGUUUUCACGAAUAAAUCGAAACGAAUCUAUUGCUAA